This is a messenger RNA of Cooperia oncophora, 807 nucleotides long. The record is from the annotation of a GenBank genome assembly. Lineage: Eukaryota; Metazoa; Nematoda; Chromadorea; Rhabditida; Trichostrongylidae.
GUCUUCUCACCGGUGCCCAUCAGUGGCGAAGUUUUCCCACGAAAUGCUCACGAAAACUGCUCUACUGUCAUCAACGGAACGGAGGCCCAACUGAAGAUGCUCUUCAAUUCGAAAAGUUGCGCUCUCUCACGGAAAGGUUUUGUGUUUGAAAAUGUCAUCGUCGUCAAGCAGAACAAUCUCAGUGAAAUGCCUGUGAUCACGGAAUAUGACAAACUCUACCGUAUCUCUUGUGACUACAGUAACCAAACGACGAAAAUGUCUGCCACCAGUGUUUUACAAAUAAAAGACAUGGACAAAAUGUCGAUUCACCCAAGUGGAAAGAUACCUUUCAGUCCGAUGAAGAUGGAGCUGCGAUCGAAAGAGGAAAUGAGGACUGUGAUUCUUGGCCAAAAUGUUGAUUUGAGGAUCGAUGACGACGAUCAUUUCGGCAGUAACUAUACAAUAUCAAGCUGUAUAGCACGUGAUCGGAGCGAGCGAGAAAGCAUUACUCUCAUCGAGGACGGAGAUAGUGAAUCGGUCAAGAUUUCCUGUCGGUUGCAAGUCUGUGACCAGUGUGAACCGAAAGAUUGUUCAAAACACGAGAGGAAGCGUCGGAAUCUUUUAAGAGGAGAAUCAACGAUCGACUCUAACGAUGGCGAUGAGGUUCAAAUAUCGUUGCUCGUCAGGAAUGAGGCACCACCUGCAAAGUCCUACUGCGUCACUCGAGCGAGCCUGAUCUCGGUCUCGUCAGUCGGCUCCAUAACACUUCUGCUACAAUUUCUGGUUCUACUGAAAAUUUUUCAAGAACGUCGAAAACGUCUUCUGUAA